AUGAAUGAGGAAAUGAAAAGAAAAAGAAAUCAACAGCAUAGAGAAGAAACGAAUGAAAGGAUGAAUAGAACGAUAUUAUUUAUGGUUGCAUUGUGGCGAAUGAAUGGAUAUAAAUGUUCAAUAAGAACAUCCAAAAGAAUGAGUAAAAAGAAGCACCAAUAUCCAAAAGUUUAUUUAGAAAAAGUGAUAUAUGAGGGAAGAAAUAUUGAAGAAGAAGCGAAAAAAUAUAUACCAAAAGGAAUUGAUAUAAGAUUUUAUGAAUUAACGAUACAAAAUGGGAAAAUGGAAAUAAUGAAAGAAAUAUUAGAAGGAAAAGGGUAUCAAUUUCGAUUAAUAAAAAGUAAAAAAACGGCAAAUAAAAAACAUAUGUUUAGAAAUAUUGAAGAAUGUGAAAAAGAAGGAGUAAAGAUAAAUAUGGAAAAAUGUAUUGAAAUGGGAAUAGAAGAAAUGAAUCAAAUAGAAGAAAUAAAUAAAAAAGAAAUUGAGUUAGGAUGGGGAUUUAUGGCAAUGGAAGAAAACUGCAUAUAA
Molecule: messenger RNA, 528 nt
Organism: Entamoeba histolytica HM-1:IMSS
Lineage: Eukaryota; Evosea; Mastigamoebida; Endamoebidae
Exons: 1
Coding region: 1-528 (175 amino acids)
Source: RefSeq, a predicted model, not a curated record